Cooperia oncophora is the source of this 531-nucleotide messenger RNA. NCBI's taxonomy places the organism in Eukaryota, Metazoa, Nematoda, Chromadorea, Rhabditida, Trichostrongylidae. The record is from the annotation of a GenBank genome assembly.
AUGAUACUCAACACAGCACAAUCACUCUUCGAAGUGGCCGAAUGUUGGCGAAAAAUUGUGAGUUAUUUCAGAUCUGAAGCUGUUUCAAAAAUUCUGAGCAAAUGCCCCCAGUUACUUGGACGUAUGGUACGGUUUCUUCGUGCAAUCGAUUUCGACCACGAGGUUGAAGUCGUAGUGGAAGAGGUUUGCGGCGUGCAAAAUACAACCCUUUCUCCAAGCGAUCCAGCCUGGUUAGAUUGGUGCCAACCGCGAAUUGAACGUCCAGAGAGGUACGGUAAAAGAGCAGAGGUCUUGUCACGAUGUGUCGAUGUGCUGUUUCGAUUUCUUGACUUUGGUUCAAAUAGAAGCUCAGGACGUGCUUGGGUUUUACUUCAUACUGUUGUACAGCUAGUCGAUCCCGGUUUAUUUGUAACAAUAUGGGCUCAGAGGUACGACUGGUGGCCUAGGUUCCAUACUGUACCUCUACCUGCAGAAGCGGCUUCUCGACGUGCUGAACUCUUAGAAGCACUAGCGGGAACGCCUAUCGAUUAG